This is a messenger RNA of Cicer arietinum (chickpea), 1255 nucleotides long. Its product is annotated as bidirectional sugar transporter SWEET4. Gene Ontology annotation, molecular function: sugar transmembrane transporter activity. Gene Ontology annotation, cellular component: membrane. Lineage: Eukaryota; Viridiplantae; Streptophyta; Magnoliopsida; Fabales; Fabaceae. Gene Ontology annotation, biological process: carbohydrate transport. The record is from RefSeq and is a predicted model, not a curated record.
AAUGUUUGAUUUUGCACUAUUUAAGAAGCACUAUGUUAUUCAGAGAUGUAGCAACCAACCAUAUUAUUACACAACCCAAUAGUACAUGUCAUGCAUAUGAUCAACCUGAUCAUUCACAUAACACCAAAUUGCAUUUAAGUACCUUCAUUUCAUUUUUACAAACUCUCCUUCACGAUUUCUUGCAUUUCAAACCAUUCUCUCUCAUUUCACCUUUUCACUUGCUUUCUUUGGAAUUCAGCUUGGAAUCAUGACUGCAGCAGCAGCACAUAUUGCUCGAACAGUAGUUGGUAUUAUAGGAAAUAUCAUAUCGGGCUUCUUGUUCUUGUGCCCAGUGCCAACAUUUAUUGAGAUAUGGAAGAAAGGAUCAGUGGAGCAAUUUUCAGCAGCACCAUACCUAGCGACACUUGUUAAUUGCAUGGUGUGGACACUGUACGGUUUACCGAUGGUGCACCCUGACAGCGUGUUAAUGAUAACAAUCAACGGUUCAGGUUGCGUGAUUGAGAUCAUAUAUGUGACACUCUUCUUGAUUUACUCUAACCGUAGCAAAAGGCUCAAGGUUCUCCUGUGGCUACUUGUUGAACUCAUUUUCAUUGCAGCUCUUACCUUUGUUACAUUGACUCUUGUUCACACCGUCAACAAACGCUCUCAAAUUGUUGGUACCACGUGCAUUGUCUUCAACAUUUUGAUGUAUGCUGCACCUUUAUCUGUCAUGAAAUUGGUGAUCAUGACAAAAAGCGUUGAGUACAUGCCACUCUCCAUAUCUCUUGCUUCCUUUGGGAAUGGCUUGGCUUGGACCACUUAUGCUCUCAUCCGUUUUGAUCCAUUCGUCACUAUACCAAAUGGAAUUGGAACAUUAUUUUCUGUGGCGCAGCUGAUUCUAUAUGCCACCUAUUACAAAUCUACGAAGAUGCAGAUAGCAGAUAGAAAAGCCAACAAAACAGAGGUGGACCUGUCACAGGUUGUGAUUGGUAAUAGUGACCAAUUACCCAAGCAAAAUUAUUGAUCAUGAUGGAUUAUCGAUGGCGGAUAGACUUGUCUAACCUCCCAUUUCGUGAUUGCUACUAUUAAAUUAUUAAUCUACCUUUAUCCUCUUUCGUUUUCCAACCUUGUUGUUGGGGUGUUUGGUUUUUAAAGAUGCAAUGCUAUCAUUGCAUCACACACCUCUCUUGCAUAUUCUGGGCUGAAAUGUAAUCAGAUCACAUCCACCCACCAGAAUUUUAACUUAUAAAUAUCUCAAUGAAUUUCACAAUCUUAA